GUAAUGGUGCUGAUGAGGGGACGAAGAGGAGAGGUGUGUUUGUGUGUGUGUGAGAGAGAGAGAUGCUGCUGUUGUGUCCUGCUGCCAUUUCAUCCGCGGAUCCUCUCGGAAAUAUCAACAGUCCUGCUCAGAUUAAGCUGCAGCUCGGCUCAUCUGUCGGUGUUCACACCCAACAGGCUGAUUUCAUCCGUAAAAAAACGGCUCCAAUGUUGAUGGUGGACAAGAGGCCUAGUUAAUAGGAUGUAUGUUAUUGGUGCGGGUUAUUUCUCUUAGCAAUAACACAACCACUGCUACUCUGGAGGGUCAUUUUUAGAAGACAUAAUCGAGGAUAUGGGGUUUGCUUUUUACAGGUACUGAGCUCUUAACUUUAAGGUUUUAUUUUGGUGAGACAUGGAGACAAUAUGGCUUUAUCAGUUUCGUCUGAUCGUCAUUGGAGACUCCACGGUCGGCAAGUCGUGUCUGAUCCGGAGGUUCACCGAGGGCCGCUUCGCCCAGGUGUCAGACCCAACAGUGGGGGUGGACUUCUUCUCCCGCCUGGUGGAGAUCGAACCGGGCAAAAGAAUCAAACUACAGAUCUGGGACACUGCAGGACAGGAGAGGUUCAGGUCUAUCACCAGAGCUUACUACCGUAACUCAGUUGGCGGACUCUUACUCUUCGACAUUACAAACCGCCGUUCCUUCCAGAACGUCCACAACUGGCUGGAGGAGGCCCAGAGCCACGUCCAGCCGCACAGCAUCGUCUUCCUGCUGGUCGGUCACAAGUGUGACCUGGAGGCCCAGCGUCAGGUGACCCAGCAGGAGGCAGAGAAGCUGGCAGGGGCCUUUGGGAUGCGCUACGUGGAGACAUCGGCACGAGACGCUAUCAAUGUGGAGAAGGCGUUUGUGGAUCUGACAAGGGACAUCUUUGAGCUGGUACGGGGCGGGGACAUCAAGAUCCAGGACGGCUGGGAGGGCGUCAAGAGCGGAUUCGUGCCCAACACCGUCCACUCUUCUGAGGAGGUCGCCAAGGGCAGCCGGCAAUGCUUGUGCUGAUUCAACCUGGCUGCAGCAUGUAGGGUGACAGGUGGUAAUACCUGAGUGGACUCCAUCCGUAAGAGAUCUCACUCACCUUGGCUCCACUACAUGGCCAGUUACUUGGGACUUAUGAUAUUUCCCCCUGCUCAGUUACAUACUUUACUUCUAUACACUGUAUAAGACAGUCUUUUAUCUUUCAGGUGCCUGUUUAUGGCUCCAAACUUAAGACACUCUGUUAAUGUUCCUAACAGGCAUAGAAGCACAAGAAGUAUCUUAACCCCACUCACUGUUCUGUGUGCAUGUGACUGUAAUAAUCCUGCUGUCUUUGCAGCUUUUACCAACACUUCAGCUUUACAGCACUUUUGGCCAUUCCCGAUGUGUACAGUUAUACUCCAGCGGCCACUUAUGUUGUUGCCGCACAUCUCCUAAACACUGGUACUGUCAGUGUAGUGUGUCUUAUGCUCAUGUUAAUUUAAAUCUAAAUCAGUGUUGCCAAGACUGAGUCUCCUCCUUUUCAUGCAUACAUAUAUUGCAACCUGUAUCCGGUGAGAGAGAUGAGACGGAAAGAGAUCUUCACUGAUUGUACUGCACUACAAAUCCAAGUGGCUUAUCACAUAAAGAGAGUGGAGGAUGAUGAAAGUGAACUCCAAAGUGAACCAAAGUUUCAGAAACUGAGUCUGUCGUGUCUGUUUGUCUGACUGUGACCUGCUGACGACUGGAGAGAGUUUGCACUGUGAAAAUGUUCAAUGGUUGACCAAUGAUUGCUGUAGCUGCUCACUGAUACCCAUUAUAACUUAAUCAUAGCAAGGAUUUCUAUCAAUAUGGUAAACACCUGGUUCAUGUUUACUACUCUCUGUUGGUUUACUGCUGAGAACAGUUAAGAUAUUAAAGCAUUUUGUAUGGAAGCCCAAAGUGUUCAAUAUUAAAUAAUAUAAAAAGAAAACAUUUAAAAAUAAAUAAUGAUAUGAAUAAAUUGUGUAAAAUACAUACUGUAAAUGAACCAACAAUUUGUCAAAUGAUUGAAGAAAUUAUUCAAACUAAUCUCAUCAUUAUGAAAUAUUACUUAAUCUUGUUUUUUCGUAAUUUUAUUUUAUUGGAGUUAAUUUUUAUUUGAUUUUAGUAAUUUUUAUUUCAAAAUGUCCCUUUUCCAACGUCUGUUUUUAAGUCUUAGUGUCACUUUCUAUGAUGGCACAUUUUAUUUCAUGUCACUUUUCAUGACAGUGGUGUUACUUUUUGCCAAUCGCGUACUCGCCUGCCUCUAUUAGGCCAGCUCAACAACUGCUAACAGAAUUAGCCAGUUAGCUGGAGCAACAACAAUGUAAAAGUAAUCCUGAAUCAGUCUCGUUGCUGCUACUGAGUCAGUGUACUUUGCAGCCAACAGAUUUUCAUUUUGAAAUGAGAAAACCAAAAUACCAUCUAUAAAUAUAACGUGUGCUGCUUUUUUUUUGUUUUUUUCUGUUUUUUAUUUAAAUUUUUUUGUUGUUUUUUGUUUGUUUUUCUCAUUUCAAAACGAAAAUCCGUUGGCUGCAAACAUCACAGAAACAUAAACUAAACCUCCUUUUAGUUCUUAAGUAUUAGCCUAACAUGGUUGCACAUGCUACCUCGCUUAAAGUUUUACACAGCGUCAAAGUGAAAAGACAGUGUUAGCAUUGUUAGCUCGCUCCGGACUGUGCGUCACAGAGUUGUGUGUCUUUCUCUGAGGAGCUAACUGGCUACAUUUGAUAGCAUUGUUGAGCUAAGAGAGGCCGGUGACACCACCACUGACAAGGAACAUUACACUCUGAAAUAAACUGUGACCAAGAAAUAAACAAUUAUUUAUACAUUCAUACAAUUUAUAAGUUUUAUGCAAUAUAUUCAUGAAAUAAUUUAUUUCAUAAUUACUUGUGUAUUUAUUAAAUAUUGAACACUUUCAGGCUCCAGACUUUUGGAAAACUGAUUUUAUGAGUUUGUGACACCUUCAGGUCAAAAUCUCUUGUCAAUGCUUAUGCCUCCAUUUAUAGAUUCAAUCAUAUCCAUAUUUAUAAACAAUGCAUGCCUGCAGUUUAACUCAAAUUUUCCAAAGAAAGAAAAACAUUUUUUAUUUUUGAUAAACUGUAAAAAGCCACUUCACCUGGAAACUCAUCAGGAAGAGCAGAAUUAAAAAGUGAAUAAUUUGUUAUUUGUGACAUUAUAUCUCGUGCAGUGACAAAAAAUAUAUGUGAAACACUUAAAGUGAACAAAUUAGGAUAAUUUAAACCCCGCUACAGGAUUUCAGAUCAGAUUGGUAGCAUUAUAAUUGAUGAAUUCAUUCAACAGUAUAGAAAGAAAGAAUGGCAAGUGAGUUCAUUUAUUUAAACUGUGCAGUGGAAGUGUCUCUUUCGAGUGCCUUUUGGAAGAAAGAAGCCUAAAGAAACACAAUCAACUUCCUGUUCCAAAUGUGUGUUUAUCCUGUGAAUAUUAAAAUCUAAACUGUAAGGUGGUGGGAAACAACAUUGGUAUUGCAUUAUACGACCUGUAAAUAAUUUCUUUGAAACCAAACCCUGACAAGGUUGACUGUUUGAUGUUGUUGUGACUCUGGGAUUAUCAUAGCACAAGUGUCAUCAAUAAUAAAUGCCUGGAGACAUUAAUAAAGAUUUGCCUUGUGCAAAGAUUG
Messenger RNA from Dicentrarchus labrax (European seabass), 3646 nucleotides. Its product is annotated as ras-related protein Rab-39B-like. Gene Ontology annotation, molecular function: GTP binding; GTPase activity. The record is from RefSeq and is a predicted model, not a curated record. Gene Ontology annotation, cellular component: Golgi membrane. NCBI's taxonomy places the organism in Eukaryota, Metazoa, Chordata, Actinopteri, Moronidae. The transcript is spliced from 4 exons. Gene Ontology annotation, biological process: Rab protein signal transduction. The coding region runs from base 391 to 1032 and encodes 213 amino acids.